AUGACCGUCAACGGCGUGAAUAAACUUACCAACUACGUGGCAUACUCAGAGCCCAACAGCGGCCCGAGAAUUGGCCAUCUUGACUUCGAGACCUCGACUGUCACCCCUCUAUCCUUCAAGUCUGGCACCCCCUUGACAGAUCUUUAUCAAGUAAUCGCGGCCGGCGAACAAGGAAUUACGGCAUCCGGCGCGCAACCAUUCCCUCUUUCAAGCGUCAAGCACCUUCCCCCAAUUUCAGGCCGAGAUAUACUUGCUGUUGGUAAGAACUACGUCGAACAUGCUCGUGAAUUCAACUCCUCUGGCUACGAUGCCAGUGACAAGACCGACCAGCCGACUCACCCGGUAAUCUUCACUAAGCGUGCAACUUCCAUCAUUGGCCCUGAAGACCCUAUUUUGCUGCAUCCAAACUUUACCAGCACGCCCGACUACGAAGGAGAGAUUGGCGUGAUCAUUGGCAAGCCUGGUUUCCAAAUUUCGGAGCAGAACGCCCUGGACCAUGUAUGGGGUUAUACCAUCGUGAACGAUAUGACUGCACGCGAGCGCCAACGCGACCACAAGCAGUUCUUCCUUGGCAAAUCCCCCGAUACUUUCUGCCCAAUUGGACCCGUGGCUGUCCCCAAGGAGUGUCUUCCAGAAAAUCUGAAGAUCCAGACCUGCGUCAACAAGGAGAAGCGCCAGGAGGCCACUCUUAACGAUCUGAUCUUCAGCGUUCCUCACCUUAUCAAGACAAUCAGCGCUGGCCAAACACUUCAAGCUGGCGACGUUAUCGCCACCGGUACCCCUGCUGGCGUUGGAUUCGGGUUCAGACCCAUGAAGUUCUUGCAGACCGGAGAUGAAAUCAGUGUCUCCGUGACAGGACUAGGAACCUUGACAAAUCGGAUUGCUGCUCCUGACGCAGUCAACACCACUUCCGAGCGUGCGCAGUCUCAUAUUCCCAUCGCCAACCAAAAGGCGCCCUCCGGUGCGGGAUUAACAACUGUUAAUGGCAAGAAGCUGUUUUACCAACGACUGGGUGUUGAGACAGGUCCUUCGAUUUUCUUCAUUCAUGGACUUGGCGGAUCGACAAGUUACUUCUACCCUCUUGUUGCGAAGCUUCAGUCCACUCAUUCCUUGCAUCUUCUCGAUCUAGAAGGACAUGGCCUUUCGCCAACAUCAGCACUCAGCAGCGUCUCUAUCGCCUCUUUUGCGGAUGAUUUUUAUCAGUUGUCUAAAGUCGCUGCGCUUGCCCUCGAACAUCCCGAGCUUGUGUCCAAACUAAUCUUGAUGGGUCCUCCCCCGAGCCCAUUGCCGGAAGCAGGUAGCCAAGGUUCCUAUGCCCGGGCUGCCCUUGUUCGAAAGCAGGGGAUGUUAGCCGUUGUUGAUGCAAUCAUACAAGCCGGAACUUCGGCGUUCGUUCAACAAAAUAAUCCGCUAGCUAUUGCUGCAGUGCGCACUUCUCUUCUCAGUCAAGAUGCCGAAGGAUAUGCCAAAGCAUGUGCGGCACUUGCUAGAUCAGCUACCGAAACAUUGGAUGUUAAGAGUCUGCGUAUUCCAGUCUCUUUCAUCACGGGAGAAGAGGACAAAGUCAGUCCUCCAGCACUCUGUCAGAAGUACUCCGAGGCAACAGGCGGUGGAAAUGUCCAGGUACUCAAGGAUGUGGGGCAUUGGCAUCUAUUUGAAGAUGUUGGUCGAACCGUGCAGGCUGUUUUGGCGCAGAUUUAA
Penicillium manginii is the source of this 1701-nucleotide messenger RNA. RefSeq names its product bifunctional fumarylacetoacetate hydrolase/alpha/beta hydrolase family protein. Lineage: Eukaryota; Fungi; Ascomycota; Eurotiomycetes; Eurotiales; Aspergillaceae. The coding region runs from base 1 to 1701 and encodes 566 amino acids. Gene Ontology annotation, molecular function: acetylpyruvate hydrolase activity. The record is from RefSeq and is a predicted model, not a curated record. The transcript is spliced from 2 exons.